GACAAUGCCAAGAUCGAAGAGAUCGGACCACCAGAGAAGGUGAUCGACGCGUUCGGGCCAGAGGUGACCGGCAAGAACAUCGAGGGCAGCGUCAAGGACAUGGAAGUGAAGCAGUACGAUGGGAGAACUUACUACCAGUACGAGCUGGAGCCACACGUACUCAUCACGGCAACAGCCGCUGGGAACAGGCUCUAUCUCAUGUCUGUCAACGCGAGCGGACUCCAAUGGCGGAAGCAUGCCAGGGAACUGCGAAGCAUCCAGGAUUCGUUCAGAGUUGGCUGAUUCACAUCAAGCCUUAACAUUGUUUCUAGUUGUAGAUUACAAGAGUCCAGAUGUUUCUAUAGAGCGAUACCAGGUGGCGGCAUUUGUUCACUAUAGACAGACACCUUGGAAACGAUUGUCACGUUCUUAGAGGCCGUGACACACGGCAAUGGCUUAGCUUAGCGGUACAUGGAACUCGCUUGCACACGGAGGCGCUUCAGCUCGCUUCUGGGGAGCUCCACAGAGCCGUCGCGCAUUCGGCUGCUCCACAGGCAGAUGGUGGCGAGCGGGCUUGGCGAUGACACGUAUCUCAUCAACUUGGUGAUGAAGAUGUACAGUAGGUGUCGCUGCCUCGACGAGGUUGAGCGUGUCUUCUGUUGCAUGGCCGGACCCAACGUGUUCUCGUGGACCAUUGUGCUCGAGGCAUAUGUCCGUAAUGGGCAUAUGGAGAAAGCUAGAGUUCUGUUUGAUCGGAUGCCGGCUAGAAACGUCGUCUCUUGGACAGUUAUGAUCCACUCCUACUCAAAACGAGGUAACGUUUAUGAGGCUCAAGCCCUGUUUGAUUUAAUGCCGGAGCGCAACACUGUGACAUGGAACGCUUUGCUUGCGGCAUAUGCCUCAAACAGGCAUCUACACGCUGCAAAGCACACGUAUGACUCGAUGCCCGAAAAGGAUCUUGCGUCUUGGACCACCAUGCUGCGUGCUUUUGCAAGCGCGGGGCACGUAGAAAAUGCGGCAUGCGUGUUUUCUUCUAUGUCCCAGUGCGAUGUCGUGGCAUGGACGGCUAUGGUUUACACUUAUGCCGCUGCUGGGCAUUUGGAAGCGGCAAUGACCACCUUUGAGAAGAUGCCCGAGUCGACGUUGGUAACAUGGAACGUUCUCCUCGUUGCAUAUUGCCGCAAUGGCGACUUGAAGGGCGUAAAGCUCGUGUUCGACUCAAUGCCGGAGCGAGAUUUGGUGUCCUGGACCGGAUUGCUCCAAAUCAAUUGCCAGUGCGGAAACGUCGAGUUUGUAAAACAAGUGUUUGAUUCCAUGCCCGAGCGUGAUACAGUUUCCUGGAACAUCAUGGGAGCGGCACAGUCGCAACGCCGCAGCUACACGCAAUCGAUCCAGCUGCUUCGUACCAUGACAAUGGAAGGGGCGGAGGUGAGCCAGAGGUCAGUGUUGAGUGUUCUAGCUGCUAGCAACGAUGUUGGUCUUCUUGAACAAGCCCGGCAUUUGUUCCUGCUCAUGGCGGGCGACCAUGGAAUAGCUCCUGCUAUGGAGCACUUCUGCUCCGUGGUGUGCCUCUUGGGGCGAGCUGGACGUGUAGAGAUGGCACAGGAGCUCCUUGACACCAUGCCAUUCAUUCCUGACUCCGUUGCUUGGGCUGCAUUGUUUGCUGCUCAUCGGAUCCAUUCAAGCUCUUUCCUUGGGCAUUGAUGCCGGAAAUGUUGGACAUGAGCACACGCGUAUGCCGUCACCAGCGUGCGGAAAAGCGUUCUCCCGCUGCGAAGAUGAGUUGCAUAAGAAAGGCAUAACGAUUUGUCAGCCGUGACGCACAUUUUUAUUUCCUUGAAAAAGGAAAGAACAAAGGGUAGAGUCAUAUCAA
Messenger RNA from Selaginella moellendorffii, 1852 nucleotides. Its product is annotated as psbP domain-containing protein 4, chloroplastic. The record is from RefSeq and is a predicted model, not a curated record. The transcript has 2 exons. Gene Ontology annotation, biological process: photosynthesis; RNA modification. Gene Ontology annotation, molecular function: calcium ion binding; protein binding; RNA binding. NCBI's taxonomy places the organism in Eukaryota, Viridiplantae, Streptophyta, Lycopodiopsida, Selaginellales, Selaginellaceae. Gene Ontology annotation, cellular component: extrinsic component of membrane; photosystem II; photosystem II oxygen evolving complex. The coding region runs from base 451 to 1683 and encodes 410 amino acids.